Molecule: messenger RNA, 21219 nt
Organism: Dermacentor andersoni
Lineage: Eukaryota; Metazoa; Arthropoda; Arachnida; Ixodida; Ixodidae
Gene: bma
Product: SCY1-like protein bma
Biological process (GO): protein phosphorylation
Molecular function (GO): ATP binding; protein kinase activity
Source: RefSeq, a predicted model, not a curated record
GAAAACGGUAUGGGACGAGAGGGUUGUCUCGUCUCGGUCCUCGUGUAGCAAUCCACUCGUGCUUUUCACGCUCGCCAUAUAACUCUAACCUCCGCACACUCGUGAGAACAUACGCCAUUAGAAAGAAAAGAAAGCUCGUUCGCUCCGUAAUUGCAUCGGCCAGUUGCUCAUAUCGAGGGGCCUACGUUGUCUAUGCGGGCUGAUACCCAGUGGCCAAAGUACUAUAACCUUCAAGACAACAGCCACCGGCACGCACACAGUGCGGAGAAGAGGCAAAUAAAACAUCCCUCUAAUACCUCGUGUUCAAUAGACGCACAAUAAACUACUGACUGUACUCAAUAGCAUUUCCAUUAAGCUCGCAUUGCGAACAUUUGCCCAAACUAUAUUCAGACGUGCGGGGAGCAGGGGCAUAGGGACCCUGAAUAGGGGAAAUCAGUUCUACGGAAAUCCAUAUAAUAGAGAAAGUUUCAUGAACAACAAACAAAAAAAGCUGGGUGGAGUUGUCGAUACUGCUAGCCUCCCGGCUAGGUCAAAAGUAGCGCUACAGCUCCUAAAAGGCAUUGAUCCCGCGUUCAAUCCUCGAGCCACGACGAACGUCUCUAUAAGCUCAAAGCUUUGUUUAUGAGAAACAUAUGCGGGUAUCAUUUGUAGCUUGGUGCUACGUGCGGUUGUGUGGGUGACAGUUUUUUAUUGGUACGACGUCGAAACACCGCGUCCUCAUUCGUUAUUGUUUCUUGAACGGCAUCUCCUCCUUAGUAAAACCGAUAUUCAAAUUAGGAUGUGGAACCGGGGAUAAAUUCGGAAUUCGCUCUUUGCUCAGUCAAGACGCUUUCCGCGAAAUUCACCACUACGCUUUUCACGGAAAUUACGACCACCCGAGCAAAAAAAAAAAAAAAAAAGUAAAGAAGAAAGAAAACUAAGUCUGGAACACCAAAUCUAGUGAUGUAUACGAAAGCGAUGUGGGAUCAUGACUUCGAGGGGCAAACAAAAUCAAGCAGUGUAGCGAGCCUUUCAAGUGCAAUCAGACUCUGAGGCAACGCUAGGUGGCCUAGUGCCACGCAUCAAGGAAUAACCGCUUUUCGGUCCAGUAGCACGGAGCAUGUUUUCCAGCUGACUGGCGCUGCAAAGGAAGCCGCCACAUUCGACGCUCGGGACGGCGAGUCAACCGAGAGAGGGAUACAAACCAAAAAAGAGGGAGAAGGAAAAAUAAAAGUCGAACAAACGCUAAAAACAGAGAAGGGAGCCACACUGGGACGCCCACUGCCGAAGCGGGACCCGCUCCUAUUGACCGCGGAGGCAGAAACCGCCAACGCCCGUUGCCGCCGGUAGAUGGCGCCAGGCGGUAAAUCGGCGCGGCCUCAUUGGCGCGAAGCAAACAGGGGGGCGGUGUCAUAUCCAAGGGGCGCUGCGAUCGUCUGCGAUCUGCAGAUCGCUCCUGCACGUUGGAUGCUGCGGGUACCGCGAGUGCUGUGCUACGGAGAAUCCGCUGCGAUGUGUUCUCCCCACUGACUUACCUUUCUUUUCCCGUUCGGGACGACACAGACUCGCAGAAGUUGGGGAAGCGCUUUCCUUUUCUUGUCCCCCUUGUUUCCUUUAGUUAUUUGUUGUCCCUUUCUCUCCCACCGAACUUUUGACCACCUCAAAAGUACCUCUUGAUGUUCUUUCCUCGCACCUGUCUAACCCUCAUAUAAGGUGUUCGGAAAGCAACAGCUUCUUUUGGAGCCUUAACAGUUCCAAGUUUUAGUAUCUGGCCCUUUCACCCGAGUGUUUCAUCGCGUGGUGCUUUGCCUCUUAUGCUGUUGCCCAAAACUGUGUCGUUCUGUUUGUGGAUAGCUACAAAAACGGGUGCCUCGACGAGCCCACAAACUAGCGACUUAACUCGACCGAUCUCGAACGCCUGCAAGCAAUUAAGCCGUCGCUUCGUCUCGUGUGGCAUGUGACUGCUGUCGAUUGUGGAAGAGAAAAAAAAGGAAACAAACAAAUCACUCCUUGGGGCAUUCAACAACCGCAAGACACCGCUUUGACGCAAGAAAGUAGCCACUUCGAGGUGGUCUUUCGGAGUUGCUAAUUCAUCUCCGCGGACUCACGAGCAAGAUUCGUAAUCCUUUUGCACUGGGACGAGACAAGUCAUCGGCUGCAAGACGGAGGCAACAAGUGGUUCCGCAGAACGACAGUUCGUGUUUUUUCUUCGCUCUUCGAGAAGGUGCACAUCGGCUUUCGACUUGGCGGUGACGAUGGCGGGCCUUUUCUUCCCACAGUGAGGCAAUCGACGAACGCAUCUAAAAUCAUCGUCGUGAACCACGUCGUGAACCACGUCUUGUCUUCGAGGAGUGAGGAAUUGCUGCAUUGUGGAUUAACGUUGCGCGGCGGCUACCACGACAAAGGAAAAAAAGAAAAGAAAAGCGAAAUCUACGCUUCUUUAUUUUUCUCCCUCAACUCAUCGCAUCCUCGCGCAACUAAAGGUAGAAAAGGAUCGACUCUGGAGGCGGGACCCAAAAACGAAAGCGUGCAGAGAGAGACGUCACCGUGCCCACGUCGUCCAACAGCGGUGAUCAUAAAGUGAAAGCGGCUGAAGCAAUAACACUGUUGCCUGUCUUCGUCACGACCCCGCCUCGCCACCUGUUGUGAGGAGAAAGCGAGACAGACGGCAGAGCGCCCCCUAUGCGGCCGCCCCCGAAAGCAGCAGCGACGCCGCAUCAGCAUCAGCAGUCCCAUCGAGAGCGACAGCAGCAUCAGCACAGGCGUCAUCGGCAUCGUCAGCACCGCCAACGUCGGGUCCAGGGCCCAGCGGCCCACAGGGCCCCGUGAAAGGCCACCACCAUAUUCCCGAGGACGCCCAGCUCGCCGCAUGUGCUGCAGCUGGCGUCGGCUGCGGCCGCCGCCGGCUCGCCGCCGUCGGCCGCCGCCGCCGUCGCCGCCGUGCCUCCGAGCGCCGCCACACUGGCGGGAGUGGGCAGCCUGGCCGCGGGGGCGGCGCCCGGGGCAGCGGGCGCCCCCACCACGCUGCCGGCCUCGCUGGUCGCCGAGGAGCGGGGCAAGCUGGCCGUGGCCGGCAUGCCCGUGAGCCCCAAGGGGGGCCGCCGGCGCUCCGUCAUCGCCGAGCUGGUGAACCCGGGAGGGGGGGACAAGCUGCGCGCGCGGCCUGCCACGCCUUUGGAGGCGAACCCGAUCUCGCAGUUCUACGAGAUCGGCCGCCAGACAGCCUCGGCGGGACCCGAGCUCAUAUGGAAGAUCUACGACGCGCAGCGCAAGUCUGACAAGAGGGAGGCCUCGGUGUUCGUAUUCGAGAAGCGCGUCGCCGAGAAGCUGCACAAGCCCAAGCGCAAGGAGACCGUGACCGAGAUCCUUCGCUUCAGUGUGAGGCAGCUGGAUCGCUUCAAGCACCCCAAAUUGCUCACCAUCUACCACCCCAUCGAGGAGGCCAGCGAAACCCUGGCGUUCGCCACGGAACCAGUGCUGGGCAGCCUGGCCAACAUCCUCAACUGUCUCGAGGAUCGCCUGCCGCAGUGCCUGCCGCACGAGAUCAGGGACUAUCAGUUCCUGGACAUCGAGAUCAAGUACGGACUCUUACAGCUCACGGAGGCGCUGUCAUUCUUGCACUACUCGUGCAAGCUGAUCCACCGAAACCUGUGCCCUCAGUCCGUGAUCGUCAACAAGCGCGGAACAUGGAAGCUGGCCGGUCUCGAGUUCACCGAGAAAUGCAGUGACACCGACCUGUUGAGCCCGGUGAGCUGCCAGUCUUUCACGUCGAAGCUGCCCAAGAUGGGCCAGCCGGACCUGGACUACACGGCGCCCGAGAUCCAGGCCACGUCGACCUGUUCGCCGCUCUCGGACAUGUUCUCCCUGGGCCUGGUCAUCUGCGCCCUGUUCAACAAUGGACACUCCAUCAUCGAGGGGAACCUAUCCACCACCACGUAUAACAAGCAGCUCGAAGUGCUCGAAGGCAGCUUGCACAACCUGCUGGACCGGGUGCCACACCACCUCCAGGAGCCCCUGCAGGGACUGUUGCAGGUGGACCCCAGGCGGAGGCCCAAUGCACAAAACUUCUCCAUGAUCAAGUACUUCAUGGACCCAGCUGUACACGGACUGCAAUACCUGGACGUGAUCCAGAUGAAGGACUCGACGCACAAGUCGCACUUCUACCACAACCUCAAGACGGCGCUGCCAAACAUACCAAAGAAACUCUGGUGGCAGCACGUGCUCCCCUCGCUCAAGAUGGAGCUGCAAUCGCCCGAGGUGUUAGCUGCAGCUCUGCAGCCCCUGCUCUUCAUCAUCGAGGAGAGCACGGUGGACGAGUACCAAACCAUCAUCUUGCCCAUCUUCCGAAGCGUCUUCGGCAUGCCCAAGUCUGUUCAGGCGACGGUAACGCUAUUGGAGAAUCUCGACGUCCUGAUGAAGAAGACCCCCAAGACGGACAUCAAGGCGGACGUUCUUCCGAUGCUGUACAACUCGUUUGAUUCAACAACCCCGCAGAUCCAGUGUGCAGCGAUGCAUGCGAUAGCGCAAAUUGCAGACUACCUCGAAGAAAGUGCUGUGCGCAAAAUGGUGCUGCCGAGGACAAAACAAGUCUUCGAAAACAACUCCGGAAUCAAGGUGCAGGCUAACGCUCUGACCUGCAUCGAAAAGAUCAUCGACAAGCUCGAGAAGACGGACAUCUUGGAUGAAGUCCUGCCCAUGUUGGGAAAGGCCAAGCUCCAGGACCCGGCCAUACUCAUGCCGGUCGUCCGGAUCUACAAGCACAUGCUGAGCGACAAACGAUACGGACUAACGGUCAACCUUCUCGCCACCAAAGUGAUGCCAGCCCUGAUACCCGUCGUAGUCAGCCCAGCCCUGAAGCUCGAUCAGUUUACGAGUCUUAUAGAGUUACUCCAAGAAAUGCUCGAACACGUCUCCAAAAGCCAGCGAAACAAGCUCAAGUUGGAAAAGCUGUCGAUACCUUCGACGGACAUCGCAACGACGCCGGACGAGGCGCAACAACAACGGGUCGUGAGUCCGCCGGAUAGGCUGCCCGUGCAGACGCCCUACAACAUGGAGCAGCCUACAGGAUACCCACACCGCCCACCUUCACUCCGCCUCGAGUCCCGACGAACGUCCAUCAGCAUGGACGACGUCGUCCGCAGGACCUGCAGUUCAGCUUCGUCGUCGCCAGACUCGAACCUGCUGCGUGUUCAGGCCACGCUCCCAGGGCGGAGGCACUCGGACAACACGAUCCAGCCCCCGAGGAUCCUGGUGGCCCCCUGUUCGCCCGAGGGCACCGUCAGCUAUACCCCGGGGGGCCUCCCCGUUCGCAGGCAUUCCAGUGUCGGGACGCAGGACUCGCGUUUUUCGGGAUUCUUCAGUUCGCCCAAGAUGGCGAGCCCCAACCUGGGCGUGGACUUCUUCAGCUCGAGCAGAGCCAACGUAAGGCGGUACUCCGCUGCUGCAGUAUGCGGCGCUGCAGGACUGCCCAACGCCGCCAACCAGGCAUCCAGUUUCCUGCAGCAGAUUGGCUCUGGAGUUUCGCAGCUGUUUUCCGGCAAAUAGCUUGCGUCUUGAAGUCGCGGGCAGACCGCGCCCAGGCCAGGGUUCGCAAGAGCACGCAGACAAGGGGACACAGGACAGCAUCCCGAGCCGUCGAGAUUGCGAAGAAAAAAAAAGUCAAAAAAAGUAAAAAAAAAAAAGACAGAACUCUCGAUGCCGAUCUAUCUGCGCUCUUGUGUUCCACCCACUUCUUCCCGCUCUUCUUCUUCGUCCUCUACUACCACCACCACCUUUUCCGCUGUUCCAUCUUCCACCUUCAUCCUCCCCGUCCCGUUUGUCUCCUCCUCUUCUUUCGAUCUCUCCCGCUCAGCAUCUUCCAGUGCCGAUGCCACGGGCCUCGUCUCCGACGGCGUCGCCCCACCACUCCCCGCGGUCUCCUCUGUCGCCGCGUUCGUUGUCGCCCAGGUCGCCGCUAUCGCCGCGUUCCCCGGCGUCGUCGAGGUCUCCGUCGUCACGGUCUCCGUCGCUGCGCUCUUCGCCACCGCGGACCUCGCCGGCGGUGUCGAGGUCGCCCUCGCCCAGGGCCUCCAGGAGGCUCCUGCCGCAGCCCAGGAUCCCCUCGCCAGCCGUGGGCAACCCCACGCAGGCGUGAGCGCGACAACCCUGCAUACACGGCCCUACCAUAUUUUUUUAUUGUUUUGGCACUGAUCUCAAGUAGCAACCACUGACUACGCCACCACCAACAACUGGGGAGGUGUGGACUAUGCAGGAUAAUGCAUUUCGAUCAAGCUAGGAGGUGCUUUUCGGUUUGGAUUUCCGGGGCUUGGUACGGAAUGACAGCUCGCCUCUGGCUUGAGGUUUUAGCAAUUGGUAUUUGCCGGUGUUAUGUAUCAUCUGUAUCGGAAAGUCUUACGCCACAGCGCGAUCGUGGUCCUACCGAGCGUAAGGCUCUGUGUUGGCGCUGCUGUCACUAUCGUUGGCCUGCUUUGCUGCUGGAGGAGUCGCUAGAGGCCCAGAUGCUGCUACGGUGUCGAAUAAAAGCCAGCACGUGGUGAACGUGGCGCAACCACAAGCCGUAUGCCCAUAAGUACCGCAACCUCGUUGAUCGGGGACCUUUUGAGACAAGUUGUGCUUGUGUUAGUUAUCAUCUUCUGUUAACGCAAAAUAUUCUGUGUUUUCUGCCGAAGCGUACCGAAUGAUACUUAUACUUACAUGUGUCUCACAGUUCUUGAGACCUUUAUGCCAGCUGUAACGGUGCUCGGGACUCCAGAAAAAAUGUCCGAGUCAGCAGGAAUGCAGUUGGGCAUUAGAGGCCUGGUAAAGACGAAUGGCAUAACGGUUCCAUGCAAAUCAAGGACGCAGACGUGUGUUUUCGUUUUUUUGUUUUUGUUUUCAAUCAGUGUGUUCACGUGUGCCGGGUUAUCCUCAGUGAAACUUUCACUUGACAUGUAAUGAAGUGCAAUUGAGGAGGAAAUGCGUGAGCUUGGUCCGAAUGAGCACAAAUUUCCUCUGGCUUCUUUUUUCUGCGAAAUUGUAUCUGUGCCCAUGGCGGAUUUCAUCGCACUGUGUGUAAUUUUCCGCAUCAUUAUCUUUACUGAGCUAUGUGCACUGUUCCACUUUAUGUGUAAUCUCACGUUCAUAACGCAAGAAAAGAAUCCAGGGCCACAAGAAUUCAAGGAUGGUGCUUUCCCAUCUAAAGCUAGACGUCACGCCCAUUUUUCAAGCAAGUAACCUUGAACAUGUAAUUUGCGAACUUGAAGCGUGUAGUGUAUUCGGCACUCUUUGACGUGGCGCUAGGCUUUUCUUGCGAUGUCAUCUAAUUUUCUUUGAGUAAUCGCAAGCUGAAGUGCAAGUGAACAGGAGUACGAGAUGAUGAAAUGGAUCCUUUUUGUUCUCUGUAAGCCCUUGAUGAUACCCUAGUACGAACGCUGCUGAGAACAUACCACAGUACGAACACUCAUACGAGUCACGAUUUCAGUGACGCCUUGUAGGUAGCCUAGUUUCUCAUUCUCCAGCUUCAGUGCGUAGCACAUGCAGUACUGAUUUCUACUUUAAGUCACUCGGGACUGUUGCCGGAUGGUGUUUGUGGCUCAGGUGUCGACGUUUUUCACUACCAGUUAUUCCUGACACUGGCCCAAGUGGCGCCUAAUAGGUUUGACAUUGCAACAACUAAAACAUGUCUGGUACCAGUAUGACUACAGCGACGAAAAAAGAAACAAAUAACAAAAUCGCACAGGGUCUCAUAACGGCGACUGGCGUCGAUGCCGUUUCUUUACUAUGUGUUGUCCUUGGAGCAAGGAAACAUUGCGGCUACACACUACCAGGGUGCGUAUUCAUUUUCGUUAUCGCGGCUUACCUGUUAACUUCUAUAGAAGACCAUACAUAGGCACACGACAUAUAUAGCCAUGUCAAGACUAUGAUCGGAGUGGAUGCUUUUCUCACCAGCCUCUCCUGAGCACGCGGCCCGAAUGGAAUGCUAGUUCCAGCCAGGCUUUAAUGAGUAAAGCAAGAACACUUCGCUCAAAGAGUGGUCUUCUCCUCAAGGCAAAGCGUGUAGUGCACGCAAACCUACCUUUUUGUUGAGCUCUCGCAAUAGGGCGUUGAUAUUCAGUAUUUAAACUACAGUCAUAAUUGCCAAAUAGCUACGAGUAACACUUCCUUUGACAAACCGCUUGGAAUAGUGGGUAACUAUCAGCCAGCGUGCCAGAGUGCAUUCUUUUCGGAUGAAGUAGCGUCAGUAUUAAACUGUCGUCAAGUGGACAGUAAACUAGGAAACAACUCUAGUCCUUGUUACGUUGCAUUGAACAUCACGAAACGGUGUGGUAAAGGAUUGUCCUUCGAAUCGUUGAGGAGGUAGCAACCAUAUGGAAGUGCAGAACUGACAGCAAUGCUGCUCAAUGACUACAAAUCUAUGUCAUCUUGGCAUCCCAUUAGCUACACAGAAGCGACGUUGUGCAAAUUACUCGAGGUUUGAGAAAACAUUGAAGGACAUUAUGACUACCCCUACAUUAACGCAAGUAAAAACUUGUCUUGUUUGUAUAAAAACUUGUUUUGUUUUUUUUCGUAUAUUUAUCGGAUAGAACGGGUUCUUUCUUGUCUAUUUCAAUUUCGCAAAGUCAUAUCUUGCUGUGAUUGCUAUGAAAGUAGCCUUAAGCUAACUCAGGAUUGAUUACGAGUUGUGUGAUAUGAAACUUGUCUUAGUAUUUUAGUUUCUCUUUCCAUAAAUUCUAUGAACACUUUCUUUAUAAAGCUAAUUUUCAGACGGUAUUGUAGAACUGCCUCAAUUGUUCUAGUUCAUUCUCUAUGUAAGGUUGUAGCCUCGCCGGCGCAUACUAACCAAUGUCAAGUGAGCAUUGCGAUAGCUCUUUUUUUUGUUUCCAGGUUAAUGUGAUAGUUUAUUCUGAUCUCUCAUAGGUACCCCAUUCAGACUGUCCAAGUGACUUUCUUAAAUACAGGGUUAAUAUAGUGCAGUCGUCACUAUUCAAAAGAUUUGUCACAUAUUUUAGGAUUCCCAGAUAUCACAUCCUGUUUAAGUUCCUCAUUCGCUUUGCAGCGCGCCAAAUGAUCCAGCCUGAACUUGGCAGAAGUUGCCGUAUAUAUCGACCAGGAAUAAAUAUUCCCCGGAUGUUGAACCUGAUAUGUUACAUAUUUGUUGACCUGUACUCCCGCCUGUCCGCGCAAUCGCAUGACCCAUUUCAGUGACACACGAAAUCUUACCUCGUGAAAGGCAUUUUUCGCUUGGCAGAGGUAAGAAGCACCCGUACUAAACACCAAGUUCCAUCUCGAAGCUCUGUAAACUUCGUGAACCACUCCUCGAAACUCACGCUAGCUCCAAAUACAACGACGACGCUGAUUCUGAAACAUGAGCUACAGGUUUGACGAUCAUCGAACUCAAAGCGAGCGUUUACCGUAGAUGUCGGCAGUGUGUGUGUGUGUUAAGCCUACACCACCACCACCCGCAGUGUCACCCAAACAAAGCUGACGGCUGAUCCUAGCGCAGUACCAAUACACGCGAAGGCAACAUUUUGCCCAUAGCACUUGCUACACCUGCACUCCUGUGACCAGAACAGCAAAGGCGACUCCUUUUGACUCCAUCGCUUUGCGCUGCAUAAAACUCAAGGGGCAAAGCCGGCUGUCUUUAUGGUUCAGAAGUCUUGACAGGCGGUGCUUCAUGUGAACUUGUAUCAAUAAUCCCAAAUUACUUUUGUUGUUGGUGACUCCUGUGUCUCCUCAGUGCAAGCGUGAAUGGACUCUAUUUUGUAUCCGUUGAUCGUGGCUUCUCGCAAACCUCGAUUCUGGUUAAUGGCCUACUGGAGCCGGCACGUUAAUUUCCUCGUGUGACCAUGUUAUAAGCUCACUGCAAAACAUAACGCACCUGCACCCCCUUGAACGUCCAUCCUUCCUCUUUCAAUUUCCCUCGCCUCCGCAUUCUUUAUCGUGUGUGAAACCACCCUGAAGGUCUAUGCAAGCGCGUCAGUAGUACGUAGCAUGUACACGCGAUUUGUUGCUUGCCCGAAAGGUUGCCGGAGGGUGCGGAGUUGCUCGCAUAUAACCACGCUUUCAUCGCACCGGGAGAGAAUGAUGUGUCUCAUCUUUGUAAGCGCCAAACAGCGGUGACCAAAUUUUAUAAUUUUUUUAGCACCUAGUGCAGAAACAUUCCACUGCCUCGUUAAAACCAAGGUACUCGCAGAAGCAGUGAUCCGUUUACUUUUUUUGUUUUCCACGCACGAAAAUGUUUUUUAUGAAAACUACGGCUCUGAGGCUACAGCCGUUUUCAGUGAUUAACAGUGGUAGAAUAAGGAGCGUCGCUGAGACCAGCGUUUCGACAGCAAGAUUUGUCCUUGUAAGCGCGGCAAUCGCUGCGCUUACGAAGUCCCCCUAUCGACUUCAGCGAAGUUUCUUGUUCGACCCCUCUUAAUCACUUCAAGCUGCCAUCUUCCUGUCAAGUUACCUCAUGUUGAGAGAUAGUGUCGUAAUAAAACGUUGCAACGUCUUGUCACAGAACCUGCAUCUCUGUGACAAUCUUUAAAAUUUUCAUAGCUCGAUUGAAAUAGUGCCUUUCACUUAUUUUCAGCUGAAUAUUUCCUGUCGUGACACAGGAAAGGUUCGUGUAAUAAAGACCGUACAGACAUUUCCAGCAUCAUCAAUUCUGACUCUGGUAUAAGGGCUUUGAAUAUAUCAAACGAAGUUACCAAGCAUAAACCUGCUGUAGUUGUGAGUGAUGCCCCUGCUUAUUCGUAUCGCUGUUCAAUUAUGAUUGCUGAUCCGUUUGUUCAGGGCGCUUCAGCGUAUUCGUGAUUUCAGGGAUGUACGCCUAUCGCGCAGAGGGAAACGCCUAUACAAGAGACGUCGUCCGAACAAAUUUUUCAUGGUGCGCACUAAGUCGAAGGCGUUAUCACUGCUUCUUCGUUUCUAUCAUCUCUGCGUGUGUGUCACGUGACGAGGCACAUUCUUUUCUGACAAUCCAUCGAGCACCCUCCUAACCACUGGGCUCUUCGCAUUCCCGUGCGUGUGCGGUACUGUGCUCUCUGCACCUUUCACACAACCAUCGCUGUUGCUCACUUACUGUUGUUUUCCUCGUGCUGACGUUCCUCUGACGUGCUUUCAUGAGUGCACAAAACGCUUGUGCCACAUGCUUGUAAGCAGACCAUCGUACACGAUGAUCCCGAUACGAAAUUGAUGGAAUUGCAUCACAGCCAAUGCGGAAACCCCGAUUUACCUUGAUUCUGCGCCAUUUGAACGCACAUUGGGCAUCGUUCCGAAGCGGAGCGUCAACACGUUUCAAGGAGGAUUGGAUUCUCGCCAACUAAUGGCAACGUCUCUACAUUCGCGGACAACUUUCUCGGGCAGUGAAGGAAAAAACUACGAGUGCGCCGAGUAGUCCCGUAGAUUUUGUCAGCGCUUUCUGUUUCGCUUUCUGAGAGGACAUACUGGAUUUGCGUAACUUGUCACUUGCGGCAGUUUCGCAUUCCCAAAACAUGUAAGAGAAGAAAACAAAAACAUAAGGAAAAUCUAAAUCCGACACUCGGUGGUCUCAAUGACGUCUCAUUUUAAGGGAGAGAUAGAGAUAUGAAAGAAAGGCUAAAGGCAGGGACAUUAACCAGCGAAAAAAGUUAGGUUUGCUUCCCUAGACCGGGGACGGGUAGUGGGAGAUAAGAAAGAUAAGGAAAUAGAUACAGCACGGGCUCACGCUCACAGCCGUUCACGGCGUACGAUAAUCCUUAACUCUGGUCUCAAAGUCGCUUGAUCAACCUUGUUAUCCUUGAGAAUUGUAACAGUGUUUUGUUUCAGUGUAAGUGUUGUAAUAAAAAAGACGAUUAGGUUUUCUGUUCCCCAGCUUUUUGACAAGCCUGAAAGAAACAGUGUAACCGUCCUCGGGGGUGUUUUCAGGCGUGCGCUGCAUCACCGCAGCUUUUCCUUCAUUGCCGCAAAUAAUUGUCCGCGAGUAUGCUGCGAAACAUGGGGCAAAAUUGUAGACUUGAGCACAUUAAUCAUGCUCAUUACGAAUGGAAUCUGCCUCACUUGUGGCACGAGCGUUUGGGCAAUAUUUUUUCGUCAAUACCCUCAGCGCAUCACGCAACUAAAGCAGCCAUAAGACGGGAAAAAGCGUAAUAAAGACGUGCGAAACCACAGGCUUCGGUGCCGCCUUAGUAUCCGUCACUUGUAUAGACGCCGUUAUAGAGACUGUUUUAGACGCUGUUACAUUGCCCUGUUGAAUGCGAGUGUGAUGUUGAGCCGCUGUUCUCGCUCGUAGAGCAUGCACCUGCGUACGUGUAUACAUAGUCUACCCAUGCUACAGCAUGACCUAUUGUUAGAAAUCUAAGAUUUGUGUGUUACCGGUGUUGUUGUUGAACAUGGUGUUGUUAGGAUGUCAUAUUUUACGCUGAGAAAUUGCGCUGCACUGUUUGAAGAUUCUUUGCAAUUACAGAUGUCUCGUGAAGGCUCUCAAAAUUGUCGGUGCUCUGUCCACAUCAUCUAGAAAUCCUAUUGAAUUUUUGUGUGCCACUUUUUUUUCCUCUAAGCGUACCGAGGAAUGCGUGUAUCUUAACAGCUAAUCAUAAAAUCUCGGCGUAGUUUUAUUCCUUGAAUUGUCGCGAGUACGACCAAACCACAAUUUUGUUAUCGUCACGUUGACAACGGCAUGAACAAUGCAUGAUUAGUAUGACGUAAAACCCCGGCGUUUAUUGAUUCCACCUGGACGGUUUCUAUUUUUUGUGUGGGAGGCCGUAUUCAGUUCCUAAGAAUUCACGUUGCUUACACAUAUGUGACCGGAUCAUUUUGAAACCCUCUGUGAGAGGCUCGCUAAGUGGUAAAUCUAUCGAAUUCUUGUGCAUCCAAUCAAGCAUAUGUGCAGGAUUGCGGCAGGUUUGCUUGAUUUUUUCUGAAUAAUUAUCUUUCGCCACCCAUUUCUAUAUCUAAGGUCGAGCCAUAUCGACGUUUAAGGGCAUAACACAUAUCUCCUAAAUAUACAUCAUAUAGAAAGAUGAAUGCGAUUUAGUGCAUCCCUUUAUUAUUGCUAGUGUGUGCUAAAAUUGAGCAUCCGCUCCGUUGAAUAUUUGAAUCACGCCAUUUUGGUUCACAUUUCAGUGCCAAGUGUCCCACUUUUUCUGUCUUAACAAAGACUAGCAUUCAGGUGAUAUUUUAGACAUGGACAUAUCUACUUGUAUUUCCUGGCUCAUAUUUUGACGAAGCCGGAGUUAUAUUUAUGAGAGAAAAUAUAUGUCGGGAAACUUAACUACAGAAAAAAAAGCCAACGUCUAAGAGCAAACAUUACAAGAAGUUUGCACGUUAUUUCAGGGUACUUAGUUUCUCUUUUUUUUUUUUCUGAAAAAGCUGAAAUAUCUAUGCACAGGCUCUGAAUGCCAAGCCCUUGCCUCGCGCCCUCCAAUUUUCGUGGUCGAGUCCGAUCUCACAAGUCCUUCGCCUCAUAUAUCAGCGUCCUCGAAUUUGAUGGUCAGUUCAACUGCUUUCGUCGGUCAUAUUAUUUGGAACUGUGCGUAAGCCUGGCGCGAACCCACAUGCCUAAAGAAUGAGGCAGAAAACACUGGCAUGAGUAAAACCCAAUACGUUCCGUGGGCUUCUCGAUUUGCAAAAACAGUUGUGUUAUAUGUAAACCGGCGCAUUUCUCCGACUAAUUUUACUCAACCAAACGCGAAUUGCAAGUCGACAUUAAUUUCCCGUAGUUUUCAGAUUUACCCUUUAAAGUUUCCCAAAUCGUGCCCAUUCCUCUACGGCUGUGCAAAGCUAAAGGCACUGCGCCCCUUUAAAUUCCUACUUUUCGUUGAAGGACGCGUCCCCGAGGACAUUACUGACUGUUGUAAAGUUCACCAGUUGUGUCGCAUCCAGUCUACUUUUAACUGCUGUGUCAUGCACACCUUCGGGUACAGAGCACUUCAUGUACGAUACGAUCCGUUUCUGACACAUGUGUUGUGGCCGGUGUGUUGCGAAAUCGCGCAUUCCCCGUCGCAUCCCAUGAAUCUUUGCAGUGACGCUCAUCCACGCCUUUUCCGGCAACUCCGGCACGCGUUCACACGUGUAACUACGUCACCGCACUGCUGCGCGGCACACUGUAAGCACACUCUUUCCCAGUGCGUUGAGAGAUCUCAGUCGUACCUCUGGCGCCUGACGUUAACACGUCCACACGAAGUCUGCGUGUUCAAAUCUUGAGACCCGCGAACGUGGAGGCCCUUGUAGCAUUUCGCUCGCUUCUACACCGCGCAUGCGUCAAUGUCGAACGCAAGAGUGCCCAAAUUUAGUUGGUUUCUUGAUGAAUCAGCCGAGUGCGUGUAAACAGAAACUGACAUCCGAAGUGCACGACUUGAUCCCGAAUCGCAAGCAGUGAUCCGCGGUGCGGCGAUUCGGAACGCACGUGCGAACGCAGCCUGGUGUUCACAUCACCGUACUUCGUCACUCGUGGAUGUGAGUGUUUUGAAUGCACCCCCUCCCCCUUCUGCCCCUUUGUGUCACGGCAGCCCACUUUACGUUCGGGGUCGUCUCUCCGUUGCCCGUCGCUGCUGCCUUGCACGAGUGUGUCAAACACGCGACGGCAAUCCGCCGCGCGCUUUUUCCCUCCUACCACAACGUGCCCGGUUUUCUUCCCCUGCGGCGGCUACGGAGCUCGCGCGCAUUGAAACCAGGAACUUCAAUAUGCAUAUCAGCUUCACGCGAAUGCAGCGGCCUGCGUCGGCACGCUGUGGAAGCAUCUAUCACAUUUCGGUCGGUCGUGAGUAGCGUGUGUUGACGAAUGUACAAGGCAAAGCGUCUGAGCCGGCGUUCACUUACUUCUAAACCCACUCCCACGCACCUGUUUGACGAGGUUGCUUGAUGCAUCCGCAAAUGAGGUAAAGUUUUCUGCGUGUUCAAUAAAGAGUUGAUGAGACUUCGUUCAACCAACCGAGGAAGUGACGCAGUUAAGUUUAGCUGAACAAGGACGUGGCAGCGUGUGGCUUACCGACGCUGUGAUAGAAGUUGCUUUGGCUCAUGGCUUGAGUUGUUUAAUGUAUCCGAAAGGCUUCAGUUAUCAGAAAUAACUUUUCUCGGGUCAAGUUAGCCUGCAGACAUGAAAGCAAAAGUGAGCCAUGGGUAAUCAGACUUUCGUCCUCCAACGCAUGUUUAAAGUGGCGCCCAAGAACACGGCUACGGAAGAAAAGAAAAGGAGAUUAACAAAACAAGCCAACAAGUCGAAUACCAAGAGAAAAUUUUGCGCGAGAAAGCAGGCGACGUGCAUAUCUGUUUUUGGAAUAAGGAAGAUUGAGUGUUCAGGCAGAAGAGGGCUCCAAGAUGAGCGCAGGUAAAUAAAUAUAUGCAGGCAUCGCCAAAGAUAACAACACGGUCAGCGAAACUACAUCAAACAGCCUUGUUUCUCUCGUAACAUGAUUUUUUGUAACAAGCCGAGUUCCAUGCUUGUGCUCUGACACCCUCCCCCGAAAAACAAAAACGAGUUAUAUUAUUCCUUACGGAAUAUUUUUGAGCACAAUGUGCACAAAGUUCUAGGCGACAGUUUAUUCGAUCAAUUGCUACAUGUUAUUGCUGUUUUACUAGUUUACUACAAUUCGAUAUGACAAUGAUUACGGAUGCGUUUAUCAUUAAUUUUACAUUUCAUUGCGGGGAACUUUAAGCCACAUCUAUUGCCUGCCGGAAGAAAUGGACUUCAAACUUUUGAAACGCUUGCUUUUUUGCCUAGCUCUAAUAAAGCGUGAAACAUUAACCAUCAUAACAAUCACAAAGGUAACGCUUGUAACUGCUCUUCUUUACAUUAUCAUUACCAUUUUAGCUGGACACUUUGCCCUGUCCAAUCGUCAACUGUUUGUCGAUGAGUAACUCUUUGUUCACUGUUUCCCUUGUCUGUGAUGUCGAAAGUACUUAUGGUGAACCUUUUUACCUGUGACUUCAUUCCAUUUGUUCCUUGAAACAACAUUUGCUUGAGUUGAAGUUCUUGGUACAAAUACGUUUCUGAUUUUGUAUCUCGUUAACAUGAAUAUUUAGUGACAAAAAUAAACUGCGAAUGGACAUGGCAAUGGAACCCAUAGAAUCGGUGCCAAGUAUCAGAAGCAGUGUUUAUUGCUCACUAGUUGUUCGCGAAAUAUUUUCUCACACAGUGAAUCCCUGUAAGAAAAUUACGGGCACAGUGUUUUCAUAAACUAUAAAGCGAACUCAUUUUAUUGUUAGCACUGAUGUUACUCAGUUGAGCUUUAAUUGUUUGUCUACGAUGAGGAUAAGUAUACAAAUCAUAAUGCGCCUGACAUAGUUGACUUCCCAAGCGUUAAAAGCAUAAAUAACUUUGGCAGCUACCAGACUGAUGGGUUACUUAAUUAGGUACAAUAAAAAUGUGCCAGGUACCAUCCGAGGAUGAUUGUCAAAGUGAAGCAAUGGCUUCCCAAUAGACCUACUAAGAUAUGCUGCCGGGGACACUUACUGAUUAGUUCUGUUGAUUAAAUGUUAUUAGCUGCAGCGUUGCACUUACUCCAUGGCCGACCCGCGUUGCAAACUAGAUUAAAUUUGUUGCGGGAACAACUCUCGUGGACAGGAAUUAGAAUCGGCCCCCCAAAUCACCUCCUUUGAUUACACUGUAUCUAAGAUCGGCCCAGUUCACUUGGCCACAAAGCCGUCUACGCAAAGAUAAGGGAAGUGCCAACGAAAGCCUUGCUUUAAAAACUUGCGAAGCGUGUCGAAGGCAGAAAUCUCUCCUACAAAUUACGUCAGAGAGUUCGUUGCCAGGUCCCACCGCCGUGUCUAUUCGCAUUUUACUUUUGUUAACAACCAUGCGCUUUUGUGAUGGUUUCAAAGGAAUAAUUUUCUCGUAUUCUUUUUUUUUUGUCGGAGUUCUUGCAUAGCCAGACAAUAUCUACGCUCUUCUCUGUACAGCUGUGAUGACUACAAAACAAACACCAGUGUACACUGAUGUGCCAUUUGUGUGUCCACUCUUCAAUCUGAUGCACCUCCUAGUCAUAAUGGGCAGGAACCAAACGCCUGUGUCACCACCUAACGUGCACCAAAACAUGGAAUGUGACCCUUUGUAUACGUUAGUGCACCUGAAAGCCAGAGUAAUCACGUGAUCCCCGUGGCGACCUUUGACAUGUCUUUCUGGUGUGUGUGCCGAUGCCAUUAAUUUCCUCCCUGUACCUCCUUCUCCGUAUCGUCAGUUGGUUCUUCUAUGAUGCCACUGACCAAUGCGCCUAAAAUAGGUAUGUUUCAGCCCUUUGCGUGACUUGAAUGCGCAUAGUAAUUUUUCGUAAAGAAGCAUUUUAGUGAGCACACUAAGCUUGUGUGUAUUUGUUUUGUGCCUGCCAAGUGUCAUACGUUUUGUGUUGGCGCAAGGUACCCGUGCGGUUUGCUUAUCCACUGACGUUUCCGUCUCAUGUGAUACACCAUGGGUCAUUUGACAAAAAAAGAGGCAUUAUUUGCAUAUUAUACGUCGGUUCACGUUGCCGAAAAAUCUGCUUGCAAAAAGAGUUAAAGUCUGCUGUUUAUCUUCGAUGCGAUGUUGUAGCGUGGUAGUAAUGAAUAGCACGACCGGCAAUGGAUAAUCUCUCUUUGAAGCAUCCUGAAGCUUUGACAACCUGCAAACUACACCACAAAGGUGAAAUCGUCCCGAUAUAGAUCAGCAGGAGGCUGUCAGGUGCGCGCAAAUAGAGGCUAAGUUUGAGCUUGAAAUGAUUGAAUGAGGCUUAUCUAAUUUCUCAACUGUAAGCAUUAUGAGCUUGCUAAUACUGAUUUAUUAUUAUUUAAUACAUUAAUUACUACAUUAAUUAGCACCAAGAGACGGUGCGCGUUUGAGAGUGGAGGCAGUGAGCUUUUUAGAAACUAUGCUGUGUGUUAUAUUCUAAAUGAGGUAUCUUCUCCGGGAGUCGACGGUAAACUAAAAGGUUAACGAUUAUACUUGACAAACAAAAGGCAUUAUAUUCAUUAAACAGUACUUACGCUGUUUUGUUCUUCAGGGGAGCAUUUAAGAAGUCAACAACCGACCUUUCUUUAAAAAAAAAACAUUGGUAAGGCAAUGGUAAAGCUCUCAGUGUUUUGUCAGUAUCACGCAUUUUAUGCACAGAUUUCAAGUUAGUUCUUCCCAGCAAUGUUAUGCCGGCGUUUCCACAAGCUGAGAUUGUCAAUUUAUGAGAAUAACUUUCGUUACACGAACAACUUCAACUGCCUAUCACCAAAUAAAGAAAAUGAGCGCAUUAGCGAGUCCCCAGUUGCCGCUAUGGUGAGUCGCGAGGCAGGAUGGAGUACCUCUUUUAUGUCAAAUGACCCAUCGUGUUCGCCGCACAUCCUGUCCGUGCGCGGAGGUCACACGUAUGCCGACAACUGCGCAUAAUCUCAUUUCGGCGUCGACAUCGCCGGGAACGCACCUCGUGAACCAAAUUUGUGCCCACAGUCGAGCGAAUCUGCCGCUUCCCCGCGCACACCGCAGCUACGCUGCCGUGAGGGGGAACGUUUUUCGCCCUGUUGCUUUUUUUGGACGUGUGUUUUACGCACAAAGCCACCCUCGACGAAGACACCUCACUCGAGUUACGUGCAACACAGCAGCAACUUACCACGCCGCCUCCGCCUCUUCUCAAACCGCGCCAACCAGCCGAAGCCCUCAGCAGGACGCAAAGCACCUUCUAAUCCCAGCAAAAAAGAAAAAGCUCGCCGCUGCACGGUUUUGGGACGCGUUUGCCUCAAGAAACGACGUCGACCGUAAGAGGGGGGAAAGAUCAGAGCAGACGACGCCAUGCAGACGACAGCCAGACGUCGGCGAACGUCGAAGGGACCGGUACUCCCAGAAAGAUGACGUCACCAGAAUUCUCUGGCACGGCCGAGAAAAGAGGGGAAGAGACGUAAUCAGCGAAUGUGUAGCCUAGCAAGGCGAGCGAGCGCCACCUUUACCCUCUGCUCAAAGAACUCUCUCGUUCUCUCACUCCGCAUAGUGGCCCUCGAGGAACGUUUUGUUUUACUUUCCCGCCGCGCAAUGCCGGUUCGUGUGUGUGUGUGCGUGUGUGUGCGUGUCCCCUGGACCCAGAACUGGAAAACAAAACCAUGCAACGUGCCCUCCUGUGAAAAGAAAAAACAAGGCCGGCUUUGUUAUCCGCUACCUUCUAUCGUUGAAUCUCGCGCCUUGCUUUUCCCACUCGUUCUUAUUUCUUAUCGCGCCAAGAGUCUAGCCUCUAAUACCGCAUUAUCAUGGUUCUAGGGCAUAUCACUCGUAGACGAGGCUGCCUUCCCUGGCACCGGGCUCUUAUGUCAUGUGGUUCCGCCAACUGUGAUCCGCCCGGCCCGGUGGGUAGCCCAAUAGAUGAAUGCCGCGUUUCUGGCGGCCCCUCGUAAGCUGACUUACCAAAGACAUCUUAUUCAAGCCACAGAAGCCGUAACCUGGCGAAGUGUUCUGAUGAUCUGGGAGCGUAUUCGGAAAAAAAUUCUUAAGCUAGAACUAUUCGCAACAACAGGUAUAUUGGCCGUCAUGUUGGCCGUACUGGCAAAGGCAGCCGGCCAGUAACAAACAGCUGUUACGAAGGAACAGCUUUGGACCUCCACCCCUCAACACUGCAGGUGUCGUGCCGCGUGCGAUCAGGAAUGCCGUGACAGUGGAAGAUUGGCUAUAGAAUAAGCGCGAUAGCCUUGCAUCACCUCAUGCAUCGUUUGAAAUGUAGCUGUGUCGAAACGUCGCAGCCUUUGUUUGCGUUGUUACUAUGUCCUCAGUCGCUAUCUGGCGUAAACAAAGCUAUCUCGCUUGGAAAUUUGUUGCGACGGUUUACACUACACUGAAUGCAAAUGAAAGACUCCCUCUUUAACACCGACUCAGUCGCAACAGCCGCUACUAUUUGAAGUUGUAUCGCAGCAGUGCGCUAAAAAAAAAAGAAAGUGGCAGUAAAGUGAGUAGAUUUGCAAACAGAAGCAUAAGAUAAGCCUUAGGAUAUGAAGCGUAGUUAUAUUACCAAGAACAAAAAAACUGAUUUAAGUUUAGGAUAAGCUAAGUUUUUUUGGCAAUUUCUCGCGCAUGCAUAGCAAUGGGAGUCUGCUGAAACGUACAUUGCACUUAUGAUUGUAGAAGUUGUGUUUUUUUUUUUUAUGAUGCCGUAGGCAGUUUGCUAUAAGGAGAGUCCUUUUUCACCAGCUCAGUUAAGGUAGUUGGACUCGUGGGAGAUAUAAAAUUUGACAAUAUUUCGUAUUCGUGACAAAGAGCAAGGUUCGUGACAGUAGCUCUAAGUUGAAUGUCGAAGGCUUCUGUCUCGAACGUAACUAGCGGCAAAAGAUUUUAUUUUUGUUGCAUUCAUGCAGCGGAAUCUCAUACACCACUAUACUCAGAUUACAAGCUUUCUUUAUUUUCCAGCAUUUUACUGCUUGCUACGUAUCCGUAUUUCGCGUCAUUAUAUUAGUAAUAACGUAAACGCAUCCAACAGAUGUACCAAGAAAGCUUUCAAGCCUUAAUUAAACCUGAGAUGUUAAGUUGCUGGUCGUAAGCCGCAUAUUUUGCGAGCCGGCCUGAUGUGGUAUCUUUGGGUCAGCUUCCGAACGGCUGCUUGCGAUUGCUCCUCGCUAUCUCUCCUUCUCUUCUUCGCCCAGUUUAGUCUACUUAUCAUGACUUAACCUAAAAAUAAAAUAAUAUUUUCCUCAGUGUCGCAAGUGCCGUUGAAAUAACCUUUCUAUACAUAACAGGACCGAAUCGCCCGCGCUCAUUUUCUCAACAUCUCUGCCUGUCCGGUAGUGUCGGUGUACAUAGUUGUGCAUGAAUCCGCAAGAUGUUAAAAGGAAGACGCCAUGCCAUCACAUGUUGAGUUGCGUUUCUCUCGCAUUAAGGGAGAUGUAAUAGUUGUUUGCGGAGCUGGUGACAAGCGUGCUCUUGCGUAGGCCAUUUGUAUCGUGGGUACCUUUUUUAUUUUUUUAUCUUCUGUUACCUCGUCCUUCUUUGUAGACCUUCUGACCUUCCUUGGCUUCACGAGUGCGUACGCAAUAUUUCGCAGAUGUUAUCAUUCUUGAAUGUGUUAUCGCUUGUUCGCUUUUUCUUUCCCGGCUGCUCGAGAGUGUUCAUGUAUACAAGAUGUGUUCGGGUUUAAUUCCGGUUUCACUUCCCGGCUGCUUACCCAGCGUGUGUUCCCUUCGAGUUUGCUUUCCCCGUUUUCUCUCGCGAACCUUGCACGUUUCAGUGAACUAUUCGGCCAGCAAAAUUGAGCAGCCCCCAUUGUUUAGCAGUGUUUUCAAAGUAUACAUGUGUGUAACAGGCAUUCUCGAGUGUGUAUGCGCCUACUAUGACUCCAGCUGUUGAGUAAAAAGGUUUUAAAAAGA